AUGACGGAAAAAGGUAAUGAUGAUGCAGUGCUGAUAGUCACCGAGCAAAUGAAAGAAGUAAUUGCCGAGGAAGUAGGAAAGACAAUUGAAAAUAGCCUAUCCGGUUUCAUAGAUAAGAUUCAAAACACGGUACUUUCGUUAGUCGAAGAAAGAAUUAAGAAGUUGGAGGAUAGUACCAACACAACAAAGGAAAAAUUGGGAGAGCGCAAGGGCUGCUCAUACAAGGAAUUCAUGGCAUGUAAACCGCCAUUUUAUAACGGAGAGGUGGAUCCAAUAAUAUGCCAACGAUGGCUGCGUGAUAUUGAAGGGGUGUUUGAGAGAACCCACUGCGACGCAAACGACUUCAUAGCUUACGGUACGGGUCAGCUGAGAGGUCAAGCAAAGGAUUGGUGGGAUAACAAGAAAAAGGAAAUUGGAAGCGAAGCGGCAAGAGCGAUGACGUGGGAUGAGUUUAAGGUGCCAUUCCUUAAACACCACAGCCCCAAGGCAGUUAUUAACCGAAUCAAGGAGGAAUUUAUUCAACUAAGGGAAAAAGAUGAAUCUAUCGAUAAAAUCACGGGGAUCUUUCUUGAUAAACUGAGAUUCUGUGACGAGUUUGUAAUGUCCGAAGAACAGAAAGUAUAUUAUUAUUAUAAUAUUCUAAGUACAGAGUACCGGGAGUUCAUGACUCCCUCGAAAUAUGAAACUCUUACCGAGAUCAUAAACACGGCCUGGGAAAGAGAAAUUAAACUGAAAAAGCAAAUCGGGAGAGGUGAAAGAAGGGCACAGUCUGUUAAUCCAAGCCCUGCAAAGAAAGCACGAACCACGGAGUCAUCAAAGAAACAUGAAGGGAAAAGUGGUUCGCCGAGUUGUAAGGUUUGCGGGAAAGGGCACAAGGGCGAGUGUCGAUUUAAAGAUAAGCCAUGUCCUAUAUGUGGGAAGACAGGGCACACGGCUGCAUUAUCCCCGGGGAAAGUGUCAGUUUGUUAUAAAUGCUAUCAGCCGGGUCAUAAGAAAUCAGAAUGCCCAGAGUUGGUCGGGAAGAAGGAUGGCAAGGAUUCGCAAGCAGAAACUCUGAAAGCAAAACCCAGAUCCUUUCAGUUAACCGCGGUCGAGGCAAAGAAGGAACCUGAUGUGGUUUCAGAAGUAGAAAUAGGUGACAAUAAAAGUUUUAUUGUGUGUGACGUAUGUCGAGAUUGUAAGAUGAGUAUCGAUGGUGAAGAAUACUCAAUAGACUUGAUCCUGAUGUCAAUGGGAGACCAAAUAGUGGUCGGGAUGGAUUGGUUAUCCCGAUAUCACGCGAAGGUGGUGUGUUUCCGCAAGGAGAUAAAACUGACAUCUCCAAGUGGAAAACACGUUACCCUUUAUGGCGAGAAAGGGGGUAAUCCCGUUAUGUGCUCAAUGCUAAAGGCUCACAAACUUAUGAGGCACGGAUGUAGAGCGUUCAUGAUUUAUGCAAAUGAACCCGAGGAGGGAUUGCCGAAGAUUGAAGACGUACCGGUAGUACGUGAGUAUGUAGAUGUGUUUCCGGAAGAUUUACCGGGGGUACCACCCAAACAGGAGGUAGAAUUUGGAAUUGAACUAAUUCCGGGUGCGAAACCCGUAGCCAAAGCACCGUAUAGGCUCGCGCCAUCAGAGUUACAAGAAUUAAUGUCUCAGAUUUAA
Messenger RNA from Helianthus annuus (common sunflower), 1644 nucleotides. RefSeq lists its product as uncharacterized. The coding region runs from base 1 to 1644 and encodes 547 amino acids. The transcript has 2 exons. The record is from RefSeq and is a predicted model, not a curated record. Lineage: Eukaryota; Viridiplantae; Streptophyta; Magnoliopsida; Asterales; Asteraceae. Gene Ontology annotation, molecular function: nucleic acid binding; zinc ion binding.